Molecule: messenger RNA, 489 nt
Organism: Coregonus sp. 'balchen'
Lineage: Eukaryota; Metazoa; Chordata; Actinopteri; Salmoniformes; Salmonidae
Source: the annotation of a GenBank genome assembly
AUGCCCCCCCAGCCGGAGGUGAACAAACAUUUCUGGGACUUCCUAAAGAGUUUUCUCGGCAUCAUCCGAAUCCUCCAAAUCCUAUUUGGAGCAGGACUAUGGGUCACAAUCGCCGCCAACAAAUACGAAGGCGCCAUCCACUUCGUCCUGUUCGUGGCCGUGCUCUUCUGGCUCCUCACCCUCACCGCCUUUUUUAUCACCCUCCUGGACAAGCAGGACCUUGUCCCCAUUUUGGGAGGGGACCGGUGGUUGCUUAGCAACUUGGUUCACGACAUCGCUGCGGCGGUGCUGUAUCUACCGGCGAUCGGCGUCAUGAUCUACAAGACAGAGCGGUACGAGUACUGCAACCUGGAGCAAUACAAGCACUACUGCCUGUAUAAAGUAUACCUGGCUGCCGCAGUGUUCGCAUGUCUGGGCGCUGUGGUGUAUCUUGUCUCGUCGGUGUAUGUGGGCUGUAGGAAGUGCCGGGGAGAGCAGACCGUGGUUUGA